AUGCGCCGGGUGCGGUUUGCGAUUCUGCGUGGCUUGCAGGCAUGCGGUGUUGUCGGCGGCGCAGGAGGCGACCCUGGCGUUGAGCUCGCGCGCGAUGAGGGUCACUCCCAGGACUAAGCCAACGAUCUCUGCUUCAUAGACCGUGUGUUCUGUCGCGCGUCCGAGGUGGUAUCGCAGGACCUUGGUGUCGUGUCCUGGCCGUAUGAGUACCGCUGCAGCUCCCACUCCUCCGUCCAAGUCAGAGCCGUCAGUGUAGACGUGGGGUCCCGGCUUGUCGUAGGAAGGGAGAUGUUCAGGAGGCACCGCCGCUGGUUACAAGCCCCAUUCUUCGACAAAGCUUCAAUUGCGCAGUACUUGCCUGUUCAGACUCGCGAGGCUCACGUACUUCUCUCCAACCUACUCGUCGAUCCCGAUAGCUUUGUGAAGCAUGUCCGUCGCUUUUCUGGGGCAACCAUGCUGGAGACACUGUACGGACACAGCGUCAUCUCAUCGGACGAUGAAUAUCUUCGGCUCAUUGACACGACCAUCGAGGGCACCACGGCUGCUUCCGCCCCUGGCGCUGCGCUCGUGGAUUUCAUUCCCAUACUUAAGUACACUCCAACCUGGCUUCCCGGCGGUGGAUGGAAGCGUCACACAUUAGAAGGGAGAGCCGCGUUGCAGGAGACACAUGUCAAAACGUAUGCGCUUGCGGAAAUGCAUGCAAAUAAUGGCAAACUGUCCGUUGUGGGCUCACUGAUCAAGGAAUACUCGGACAAAGGAGAGAUUGGGUCCUUAUUGCCGGAAAUCAUGCAUCUCGGGUCGUCGACAUACAAUGCUGGAACAGAUACGACAAAGUGUGUAUUGCAUAGUUUCAUACUCGCUAUGGUUCUACAUCCCGAAGCGUACAAGAAGGCGCAAGAUGAGAUGGAUCGUGUCGUCGGUCAUGACCGGUUACCGACAUUGGAAGACAGGGAUUCCCUUCCGUACUUAGAGUGUAUACAGAAGGAGACAUAUCGCUGGCUCUGUCCUGUCCCCUUGAGUCUACCCCAUGCAUCGAGCGAAGACGAUGAGUAUCGUGGAUACUUUAUCCCAAAGGGAACAACUGUGAUCCCAAAUCUCUGGCUUAUGUGUCGAGACCCGAAGGAUUACCCUAGUCCAGACGAUUUCCUGCCAGAACGUUUUUCGGCGCUGACAGCAGAGGAAGUCGAGCGCAUAGAUCCGCGUAAUAUAGUGUUUGGACAUGGUCGAAGGAUUUGUCCGGGUCGUCGCUUCGCAGACAUCAGCCCCGAGAUGCCCUAGGAAAUGAGAUCACGCCCCCGGGUUCAUACGAGCCCGGUCUCACAAGCUGUCCCGUCCACUUCCAAUGCUCAAUCAAAGCGCGGUCGCAACAAGCUGCAGAAUUGAUUGCUAGCACCGCUUGAGAGUGGCGCG
Molecule: messenger RNA, 1410 nt
Organism: Rhodofomes roseus
Lineage: Eukaryota; Fungi; Basidiomycota; Agaricomycetes; Polyporales; Fomitopsidaceae
Product: cytochrome P450
Exons: 13
Coding region: 289-1278 (329 amino acids)
Molecular function (GO): heme binding; monooxygenase activity; oxidoreductase activity, acting on paired donors, with incorporation or reduction of molecular oxygen
Source: RefSeq, a predicted model, not a curated record